AUGAAGGCCAUCCAAAUCCAAGAAUAUGUCCCCGGCCCCCUCUCCCUCCGCGUCACCUCCAUCCCCGACCCCAUCCCCACAGCAGACCAAUACCUCAUCGCCAUCAAAGCCUGCGCCACAAACUUCUUCGACCUCCUCCAAAUCCGCGGAAAAUACCAACAUCAACCCCCCCUCCCCUGGACAUCCGGAGCAGAAUUCUCCGGCAUAAUCCUCUCCUGCCCUUCCUCUUCCUCUUCCCCAAAAUUCCGCCCCGGCGACCCCGUCUUCGGCUCCUCCCAAGGCAGCUACGCGCAGCUUAUCUGCUGCACAGAAUCCCAAAUCCAACCUCUUCCCUCCGGAUGGAAUUUCCUCGAUGCAGCAGGUCUCUUCGUCACAAUGCCGACUUCUUACGCUGCGCUCAUUACUCGCGCGAACUUGCAAGCUGGUGAAUGGGUUUUAGUCCAUGCUGCUGCAGGUGGAGUCGGACUCGCUGCUGUGCAAAUCGCGAAAGCGAGGGGUGCAACGGUGAUUGCGACGGCGGGGACGAAGGAGAAAUUGGAGAUUGCGAAGAGGUUUGGUGCGGAUUUUGGGGUUUGUUAUCGUGAGAAUGAGGAUUGGACUAAAGAGGUUUUGAAAUUGAGACCUAGGGGGGUUGAUGUCGUUUUCGAUCCUGUAGGUUUAAUUUCCCCUUCUCAGAAAUGUAUCGCAUGGAAUGGCCGAUUACUCGUUGUAGGUUUCGCAGGAGGACCGAUUGAAAAAAUUGCUACGAAUAGAAUUUUGUUGAAGAAUAUUUCUGUCGUGGGGAUUCAUUGGGGCGCGUAUGCGAAAUUUGAACCUCAGAGGAUAGAGGAGGUGUGGAGGGAAUUGUUGAAGUUGAUGGAAAAUAAGGAAAAAAUUCGACCGACGAAUUUUACGGAUAAGGUUUAUAGGGGGUUGGAGGAUGUUCCUAAGGCGUUGGAGGCGUUGGGGGGGAGGGAGACUUGGGGGAAGGUUGUGGUGGAUUUACCGGAGGGGAGGGAGAGUAGGAUUUAGAUUGUCUUUUUUCUUUUGAUGGGGUGGGUAGAGGUAGUCUACCUUAGGGUUCUUGAUCAAUUACACAUGUCAUACAGAUUGC
Sphaerulina musiva SO2202 is the source of this 1093-nucleotide messenger RNA. RefSeq names its product quinone oxidoreductase. Gene Ontology annotation, molecular function: oxidoreductase activity; zinc ion binding. Lineage: Eukaryota; Fungi; Ascomycota; Dothideomycetes; Mycosphaerellales; Mycosphaerellaceae. Bases 1 to 1011 code for a protein of 336 amino acids. The transcript has a single exon. The record is from RefSeq and is a predicted model, not a curated record. Gene Ontology annotation, cellular component: mitochondrion.